AGCGACUUCUCUUAGCUGUUCGAGGAACGUGUCAGUGCUUUGCUCGUGCUCUGGACAGUUUCAUAGUAUCAGUUGGAUCAUUCUACAGUGCAUUAUGUCGUCCCAGGUUGCCGAAGAACUAGGACCGAACGCGGUUAUAUGCUACUUCCCUUGGUUUCCAUACUAUCUUAGAUAUCAGGUUGGGUUUGCUACACUUGUCAACCCUCCUGAGACACAAGAGGAUCCUUCUGUGGCGGGUCAGUCUCAGCGCUUCAUCCACGUUCAGCUGUACUUCCCAGAUGGUUUUCCGUGUAAUCCUGCAAACUUUGAUGAAAUUCUACAUCACAUUUCGUUUGAAGACGGUGCGAUACACGUCUUGCUUCCUCAUCCUCAUUUCCAUCCACCAAUGUACCCAGAUUACCCACAUGCAGCCCUGCUAUUUUACCAUCACGUUCCUCUGGACUUCCAGAGAGCUGUUAUGUGGCAAGAACAACCUGAUGCUCGUUUGGUUGUAUAUAACGCAAGCAAUCAGCCUGGGGAAUUUAUGAUAAUUGAUGGUACACUGUACGAUGUCAUUCCUCAGUGUAAUGAAUAUAGUGAGUUUCAUAGCGAACCAGAACAUAUUCACAACCAACGACCACAAGGUGUUCCAAAACGCAAGCGUUCAAAGCAGUCCCACAAACAGUCUGGACGUUCACAUCAGCGUCCUUCAAACUCGGAAAUCACCAUUCAACCGGGCACAUCGUAUGGAGCUCAACGCCCAGCAAGUGAAAGUGUUGCCACAGACCCCAAAAACCAUCUGCAAAACCAAGAUAAGCCUACAAUAACUCAGCAGACAGCAGAGGAACAUCAACAUGGGUCACACGAAAGUGUGCAAGGAAUACAACACAAAAAUGAUAAUGUUGCAACACUUUCCACCCAGGCUAAUGUUGCCACCAGCACAGAGGAAAUAGAUCGCUUGGAUAUGGAUGGUCUGACUACUGAUGAAAAUAUCAUUCUUGAUGACGACUACGUACUUUUUGACAGCUACAUAUUUAUGAUUUUAAUAUUUGUGCUUUGCUUGUUCGAGUUACUGAGUUAAGAAACCGAAGUAAAAUGUUUAUGUCCAACAUCAAACAUAUGAAAAAGAAUUGCUAUGUUACUAUAAUUUCAACAGAGUGAAUCACUGUUCGAUGAAUAAGCUUAAUAUCGAAACUCAUAUUGGAGCUGUAACAGUAGUCAGAUUAUUUUUAUUGAACAGUUACUGUAGUU
Molecule: messenger RNA, 1230 nt
Organism: Schistocerca cancellata (South American locust)
Lineage: Eukaryota; Metazoa; Arthropoda; Insecta; Orthoptera; Acrididae
Exons: 2
Coding region: 95-1060 (321 amino acids)
Source: RefSeq, a predicted model, not a curated record